AUAAUAUUUGAAACCGAAAGCAUCGACACGCCCGUCGGAUUCUUGCACCAACUUGGCAGUGCAAUUUGAACUUGGUGGUAAAACAUCUGCCCGCAAGCAUGGAUCCUGAAAGUUUGGAUAUGGUUAACCGCGACCCCCAAGAGUUGAACCCCCAUGUUCGGGCGUUGUGGGAAGACGUCUUCGCGGAACCCGAGGGGACGCACAGCAUUGACGGCGUGUGGCGCUGUUCCUUCAAAACCUUCAAUUUCGCCAAGUCGUGUUGCUACAAAAUACUUACCGUACUGUGCGCCGUUCCCUCUUCGUUAAUGUGGGGUUUCUGCUUCGCAUUCCAGUCCUUCGAACAGAUCUGGUGCGUCACCCCAAUGCUGAAGGCUUUGAUGAUCGACAUGGGAGCGGUCAAGCGAUACUACACGAUAGUGUGUGGAGCUAUCUGCGUUCCAGUAUGCGAAACGUGUGGAGCCUGUCUCUCACAGAUAAGAAUAACUUUAACGAAAAACUAGUCGUUGGCUGCAGAACCUAGAAAAGGCCACUGUUGCCUGCAUGAUUAAGGCAACAGUAGAGCUAACAGUUUAUAUUAAUGCUGAAUUUACCUGAAUUGUAUAACAGUGUUACUGGAGAAACACAUACGGAAAGUUAGCAAUCAAUUUUCAGCUGAAUAUUCCAGUAAUGUAUCUUACUUAUUACUUCUCGUAUUUCUCAUAUGUUCAUUUCAGUAUGUGUUGGUCUUUUGUAAAAUAAGUGAAAAGAAAAACUCAAUAAACUCGACUCUUACAACCUAA
Saccoglossus kowalevskii is the source of this 779-nucleotide messenger RNA. Its product is annotated as caveolin-1-like. Gene Ontology annotation, cellular component: caveola. Lineage: Eukaryota; Metazoa; Hemichordata; Enteropneusta; Harrimaniidae. Gene Ontology annotation, biological process: caveola assembly. The record is from RefSeq and is a predicted model, not a curated record. Gene Ontology annotation, molecular function: molecular adaptor activity.